AUGGCACAUCAUGGAUGGUGCGACAAUGCGCGCAUAAGUGAGCGAGCGCUGAGAGAGCAAGCGAGCAGUCCUGAGAUGCAGUUGGGUCUAACCCAGCGUGUACAUCAGAAACAGUUGACAGAUGAAAAGGAACAGACAGAUUGGAUCAAAGACACUGUAUAUUUCACAAAGAUUAAGUUCAUGGAUGGAAUCCUCCUGGAACUGUCGAAUCCUAUUCGAAAUCAUCAAAAACUACCCAAACUGCUUGAGCAGAUAGAAGGUGUCUUCCAUCGUGAAAUACCUGGAUCUCAGGUCUCACUUAGUGUCCCUUGGUCUCCAGACUGUCGAGUUGGCAUGUGCAAUGAUUACACAUCAAUAGCAAAGUCCUGUGACUUUUUACAUGUGAAGGCCUAUGACAUGCAACUUGAAAUGUGGGAUGAGUGCUUUGCGAAAGCAAAUGCUCCCUAUCACCAAACAUUAACAGGUCUGUCCCAUUAUAUCAAGCUGGGUGUUGAUUCCAAAAAGCUCGUACUAGGACUCCCAUGGUUUGGUUAUGACUAUCCUUGUGAGCAUUUCUAUGAGCCUGGAAGAUGCAAAUUGCCGAAGUUUACUUUUAAAAGUGCUCCAUGCAGUUCCCAAAUUGCAAAGCGGAUUGCAUAUAAAGAGACCAUGCAGAUGCUGCCCAGAUCGAUCACUGGUAGAUAUUGGGAUGAUAACUACAAAUCUCCGUAUUUUGUUUACACGGAUAAAGGUGUUUACCAUGAGGUCUGGUAUGAUGACCCAGAGAGUCUUUCACUAAAGUCGUCUAUUGUGAAGAAAUUAAAACUUGGUGGUAUUGGGGCCUGGUUUGGAAAUAACCUAAAUUACAGUGAGAAUCCGACAGCAGCAAUGCAAACUGAAGACAUGUGGAAUGCUCUCUGCCCGAACAGAUUAAAAUGGAGAACUUGA
Rhincodon typus (whale shark) is the source of this 927-nucleotide messenger RNA. Its product is annotated as di-N-acetylchitobiase-like. Bases 1 to 927 code for a protein of 308 amino acids. Gene Ontology annotation, biological process: carbohydrate metabolic process; chitin catabolic process. Gene Ontology annotation, cellular component: extracellular region. Gene Ontology annotation, molecular function: chitinase activity; chitin binding. The transcript has 6 exons. The record is from RefSeq and is a predicted model, not a curated record. Lineage: Eukaryota; Metazoa; Chordata; Chondrichthyes; Orectolobiformes; Rhincodontidae.